Molecule: messenger RNA, 1770 nt
Organism: Protobothrops mucrosquamatus (brown spotted pit viper)
Lineage: Eukaryota; Metazoa; Chordata; Lepidosauria; Squamata; Viperidae
Gene: KIRREL1
Product: kirre like nephrin family adhesion molecule 1
Exons: 12
Coding region: 1-1770 (589 amino acids)
Biological process (GO): cell-cell adhesion
Cellular component (GO): cell-cell junction
Molecular function (GO): cell adhesion molecule binding
Source: RefSeq, a predicted model, not a curated record
AUGGGACAAGGCCUCAAAGCCUGGCCACGCUACCGGAUCAUCGGGGCGACGGAUUCCGGCCAGUUCAAUCUGGAGAUCACCGACGCAGCUCUCUCCGACGAUGCCUUAUACGAAUGCCAGGCCACAGAGGCUGCCCUGCGAUCACGGCGUGCCAAGCUAACAGUCCUCAAUCCUCCAACAGUGACGCUGUCCAUUCAGCCACAGACGGUGCAGGAAGGAGAAAGAGUCACCUUUACCUGCUUGGCCAACGCCAAUCCAGAGAUCAAAGGCUACAGGUGGGCCAAAGGUGGAACGAUUAUUGAGGAUGCCAAGGAGAGCAAAUACGAGACGCAGGUGGAUUACACCUUCUUCACAGAGCCUGUCUCUUGUGAAGUGCGCAACGACGUGGGCAGCACCAACGUCAGCACCCUGGUGGACGUCCAUUUCGCUCCUCGCAUCGUGGUGGAUCCAAAGCCCCUGACCACCGAUAUUGGCUCAGAUGUCACCUUGACCUGUGUAUGGACCGGGAAUCCUCCACUGACCCUCACCUGGGCCAAGAAGGAAUCCAACAUGAUACUCGGCAACAGCAACCAGUUGUACCUAAAGUCUGUCACGCAGGAAGACGCGGGGCUGUACAUCUGCAAGGCCAUCGUGCCACGGAUCGGGGUGGGCGAGCGCGAAGUGUCCCUCAUUGUCAAUGGUCCGCCGAUCAUCUCCAGCCAUUCCAUCCAGUACGCUGUGCGGGGUGACCGAGGAAAAGUGGAAUGCUUCAUUGGGAGCACGCCCCUCCCCGACCGAAUCGCCUGGGGCUGGAAGGAGAACAUCUUGGAGAAGGGGACCUUGGAGCGCUACACCGUCGAGCGGAGCAACACGGGUGACGGGGUGCUGUCCACCCUCACCAUCAACAAUGUGAUGGAGGUGGAUUUCCAGACGCGCUACAACUGCACCGCCUGGAAUGCCUUCGGUCCGCGGACAGCCAUCAUUCAGCUGGAGGAGAAAGAGGUUCUGCCAGUGGGCAUAAUUGCUGGUGCCACCAUUGGAGCGGGUAUUUUGCUCAUCUUCUGCUUCAUCGCGCUGGGCUGUUUCCUGUACCGACGUCGCAAAGGGAGCCGAAAAGACGUGACCCUGCGUAAGCUGGACAUCAAGGUGGAGACGGUGAACCGGGAACCCCUGACGCUGCACACAGACCGCGAGGAGGACACGGCCAGCGUCUCCACCGCAACGCGGGUUAUGAAGGCCAUUUACUCGUCCUUCAAGGAUGACGUGGACCUGAAGCAGGACUUGCGUUGUGACACGGUGGACACGCGGGAAGAAUACGAGCUGAAGGAUCCCACCAAUGGCUACUAUAAUGUUCGUGCCCACGAGGACAGGCCGUCUUCCCGCACGGUGCUCUACACAGACUACCGCGCCCCUGGCCCGGCUCGCUACGAUGGGCGGCCGUCGUCACGCCUCUCCCAUUCCAGUGGCUACGCUCAACUCAGCAGCUAUGGCCGCGGCCCUGCCUCUGACUACAGUGGAGACCCAGUCCCGGGGCCCACACCGGGCACGGCCGCUGCUGACACGGCCAGCCAGCUGUCGUACGAAAACUAUGGGGGUCAUUCGGGCUUCCCCCCAAGUGCCAGCUAUGCCACCUACCGCCUAGGCUACAGCCAGCCUCCACCGCCCACCCUGGACCGGGCAGCCUAUGACACAUACGACCCCCUGGGAAAGUACACCGCAUCGACCCGCUUUUCGUACACCUCCUCAGACUACGGGCAGCGUUUCCAGCAGCGCAUGCAGACUCACGUCUGA